Dichotomopilus funicola is the source of this 2271-nucleotide messenger RNA. RefSeq lists its product as uncharacterized. Gene Ontology annotation, molecular function: zinc ion binding; DNA-binding transcription factor activity, RNA polymerase II-specific. Bases 1 to 2271 code for a protein of 756 amino acids. The record is from RefSeq and is a predicted model, not a curated record. The transcript has 7 exons. Gene Ontology annotation, biological process: regulation of DNA-templated transcription. Lineage: Eukaryota; Fungi; Ascomycota; Sordariomycetes; Sordariales; Chaetomiaceae.
AUGGUUGGCGUUCCGGGAAAAUACAAAGGCUGCGAGACCUGCCGCCUGAAGCGAGUCAAGUGCGACAACAAGCGGCCGUUUUGCCAGAAAUGUCUUGACAACAACCGCCCCUGCGCCGGUUACGAGCGCGAAGCUGUCUUCAUCAUCGGCACACUCGAAGACCAAGGCCGCUGCUCCUCCCACCCGCCACGCAUCGUCAAGCCCAAGUCCAAGGCGUCGUCGUCCGGUACCACUGGUGCUACUGCUACGACCACAUCAAGGGCGGCAUCGAGGGCUGGAUCCAGAGCAGGCUCGAGAAGAGUGAGCCCUGCUGGACUGGCGGCGGCGGAUGCGGCACUUUAUGCGGCCGCUGUGACUCCUGAUGCGUCUACAUCUGCUGGUUCGACCUCGGUUUUUCUCGCGACUCCGACUCCGGCUGCGAGAGCGACGGGUUUUGAAACAACAACAACAGCAGGAGCAACAGCAGGGCUGGAUUACGCUGCAGAUGGAUACACCAGCGGUGGUACAGUUGACCCCUUCGAGGCGUGGGCAGCCUUUGGGUGUGAAGAGAAAUGGCAGAGCGAAAUGGGACUAAACACCAAAACCGACCCCACCAUGUCGCCGUCAGCGGUAGUACAGGGCGUGCCGCGGCCGGCGUGGGAGGAUACAGUGGAUGUGUCCUGGCAAGGCGUGGGAUAUCAACUCGGGAUGGCGGGAUGCCGGACGGAGUUGGAGAAAGUCGGGCGGAGGGGGGGAUCCAGCAGCAUGGACUUCGAUGGGAGCGGGACGACCAACAGGGUGACGUUGUCGCUACCAGAGUACCGCGCGCCGGACGUGCGGCCGGCGAUGGAUGGGGCGGAUUUCCGGCUGGGGCACAACAACUCGACGGUUUUCAGCAACCAACCACAUUGGAAGGACACACCCACACACGAUGCGGUACGGCGGCUUGGGCCGGGCCAUUUUAGGUCGUUCCCGGCGCACCACUUCUUUGCGCGGGUUUACCGACCCAAUGUUAUCAUGACCGCCAUUCUAAACCGUACCCCCACAUUUCUUUUCGAGAACCACUGGCUUGUCACUCCUUACGAACACCAUCCUAAAGCGCCCCUCGACCGACUCCUCGACCAAGUCGUCCUGCUCCCGGCCUUGCUCACCCGCGCCGACCACCUCUUUGCACAAGAGUCGACCCUCUCCCGUCGACUCCUCGCUCAGGACCUGCUCUGGAACUGUCUGGAUUUUGAGCUGGGACUGAGUCGGUGGUAUGAGUCAAUGCAGCAGCAGCAGGAUGAGGGGGGUGAGAAUUCAACAGGGGGCCGGAAACCUGGGAGUACAGGGUCGGGACUACCCUACCGCUCAGCCCAUAUGACGGUGGCCAUAUUGUAUUACUGGAGCUCUGUGGUGGUUUUCUACCCGACCAUCUGGCGGCUAUACUUUGCAGCGGCGGUCGACCCGGUCACGGUAUACACGCCCGAGACUGCGACGACACCGGGGCUUUCAGUGCCAGGGGACCUACCCCGGAGCUUCCCUUAUCUUCAUCAACACCACCAACAACAACAACAAAAACAACAGCAACUACAACCCCCGACAUCCCACCCACCCGACGCUCAUGACCUCCCCGUCCCCGUCCCGCCCUGCCUCGACAGCGUCGACCCCAUGCGCUUCGCCCUACCCCGCGUCCGUGAAGCCGCCAACCACAUCUGUCGUACCCUCGACUAUCUCCUUGUGAAUCGACCUCUUGCCACAGCCGUCACUACCGUUGCCCAGCCGGCAGCCGAGUUCCACCCCCAGGGCGACUUUGCCUGGGGUUCCGAAUGGAAUUUCCCGUCCUUGUCCUCCUCAUCGUCGUCCUCUUCAUCAUCACCAUCAUUAUCAUCAUCACCAAUUGAGCCAAUGGCCGGGCCAUCAGCAACAAUAACAACAGCCGAAAUACCGCCACGAUCAUCUGACCUCUCUGACCUCCUCUGGCACCCUCUCUUCGUCGCGACUCGUUUCUACAGCGAGCUGGAAGGCGUGCCUGUUCGCAUGGAUAUGAAUGCGAAUAUCCUUGCCUCGCCUACCACGCCCACCACAGCUACGGGAAUAACUUCCGAUACGAUACCUGGACACAGCCACAGCCACAGUGGUGGUGGAAGUGGUGGUAGUGGUAAGGGCAAAGGACCCGUCACACACGAAGGCCGGCUGGAGCUGAUGUGGUGUGAGGAUCUACGGGGCCGGAUGCUGGAGUGUGGGGGGGAGAGGGCGAAGGCGGUGAUGGGCAGGCGGUGGGUGGGUGUGGAUUUGGGGUUGUUGGGUUAG